Molecule: messenger RNA, 7140 nt
Organism: Peromyscus leucopus (white-footed mouse)
Lineage: Eukaryota; Metazoa; Chordata; Mammalia; Rodentia; Cricetidae
Gene: Vapb
Product: VAMP associated protein B and C
Exons: 6
Coding region: 100-831 (243 amino acids)
Biological process (GO): endoplasmic reticulum membrane organization
Cellular component (GO): endoplasmic reticulum membrane; plasma membrane
Molecular function (GO): FFAT motif binding
Source: RefSeq, a predicted model, not a curated record
GUGAGCUCGCCGGGCACCGCGGCCUCGCCCUCCGCCCCUGAGCCCCGCCGCCCAGGCCGCCGCCCCCUGCCCGCGCCGCCGCCCCCGACGGGGAGGACCAUGGCGAAGGUGGAGCAGGUCCUGAGCCUCGAGCCACAGCACGAGCUCAAGUUCCGAGGUCCCUUCACUGAUGUCGUCACCACCAACCUAAAGCUUGGCAACCCAACAGACAGAAAUGUGUGUUUUAAAGUGAAGACCACAGCACCACGCAGGUACUGCGUGCGGCCCAACAGUGGGGUCAUUGAUGCCGGGGCCUCUCUCAAUGUGUCUGUGAUGUUACAGCCUUUCGAUUAUGAUCCCAAUGAGAAAAGUAAACACAAGUUUAUGGUUCAGUCUAUGUUUGCUCCACCUGACACUUCUGAUAUGGAGGCAGUAUGGAAGGAGGCAAAACCGGAAGACCUUAUGGAUUCAAAACUUAGAUGUGUGUUUGAAUUGCCAGCAGAAAACGCUAAACCACAUGAUGUAGAAAUAAAUAAAAUUAUACCUACAAGUGCAUCCAAGACAGAAGCACCAGCGGCUGCUAAGUCCCUGACGUCGUCCCUUGAUGACACAGAAGUGAAGAAAGUGAUGGAAGAAUGCAAGCGGUUGCAGGGGGAGGUGCAGAGGCUGCGGGAGGAGGGCAGGCAGCUCAAGGAAGAAGAUGGGCUUCGGGUGAGGAAGGCGCUGCAGAGCAACAGCCCCAUGGCGGCUCUGGCUGCUACCGGGAAGGAGGAAGGCCUCAGCGCCCGGCUGCUGGCUCUGGUGGUUUUGUUCUUUAUUGUUGGUGUCAUUAUAGGGAAGAUUGCCUUGUAGAGGCCGCAUGCGAAGGAUGGCAGAUUGGAUUGAUGGAUCUACCACAUCAUGGGAUUUAAAUUUAUCAUAACCAUGCGUAAAAAGAAAUUAAUGUAUGAUGACAUCUCACAGGUCUUGCCUUUAAAUACCCCUCCCCAUGCACACACAAAUGCACACACAAAUAUAGCAUAAUAUAAUGAUCUUUUAGAAAGUUAAAACUGUCUAGUAAAUGGAUGGGGGAAGAAUGGUCUGUUACUGAGGGGCACCGUGACUCACCACAGUGGCAUAUUGUAGCUGUCAUGUUAAACUCGGGUAGGCCUUGGCACAUGUUCCUAGAUCACCUCUCUUAAAGCAAGAAGCUCCUCUUCACAUGUUGGGGCUGGCCUGUGGGAGCGUGAGUCCUUCGAGGUGGAGUGUGCUGUCCCUCCACAGCCACCGCAUGCUGCCUGGCCUCACCCAGGCGGCUUCCCCAGGCCUGCUCUUCUGUCCAGGCCAUUGGCUCCUCAGGCAUGCAGAGCCACGGGAAGCCAAAACGCAUUGCAUGGUGGCCACAUCUUGUGUAGCUGUAGGUCAUGAGUGAGAGAUAAAGUCUGUGCUCUGUUCUCUUAAAGGGACCAAGCUAAAUUACUGUUGGUUCAUGUAGUGACACUGAGCUGUUACCAGAGAUGUGUAAUGCAUAUUUAACUUAUUUAAUGUAUUUCAUCUCAUGUGUUCCUACUGUCACCAGAGUACAGGCAGUGCUGCGCCUGUACGUCACCUGGCUGCAUAGUACCAGUGAGGGCUGGUGCUGCUGUGGGCGCUGUGGCUCCGUGUCUCUGGAGGUCCAAGGGGUGGGGAGAGCCUGAGUCUGCCAGGAAGUGUUUUGCUGUAGGUCAGUAACAGCUGUCCUGGGGAGGGACACUCUUCGUAGAGACAGUCAGCUCUGGGUUACCCGGGCUUCUGGAUUGCUCUUCCCUCACUCUCCGCUGCUACUCAUUCAUCUAGAACACAGGCCAGGUCUGACCUGCCCUUCUCAGGACGAGUGAGUCAGGCUGCAAGAGGGUGACGGGUACAGAGGUGGGAGGGAGAGUGCCUCAGCAAACCCAUCUGCUCGUAAUGAAGAGUCUUGACUGUGAAUUAAUUUCAUGCUGUAAAAGACCAAUCCAGUUCUGCUCAACUAUGUAGCAUCCUAAAAGAAGAAAUUAAAAUAAAGCCCCAAAUUAAGAGUUCUUUUGUCAUUUUGUCACAUUUGCUGUGUGGGAUUAUUAUUAUUAAUCAUCGUUAGUGUGCUAUGGAAGGUUGACUUUAAAAUGAGCUCUAUCAGUGGGAAACACAUGUUUAAUGAUUUGACUGUACACACAUCUGUGUGGACACACACACAUAGAUUACUAUUAUUUUGAUUAUUAUAGUUUUGGUUGGCUUCAGCUAACAGUAUAGAAAAUAAAACUGCUGCCAUCUCAGGCCCGCUGUUCUUUCUCUCCCGUGACCUUGGCCCUUCAGUGACAGACCUAUGUCUGACAGGACAAGCCCAUCUAAAGGAAGACUGGCUUGGAUACUCGAGCCACACUGCUGCUGUGCCUGACUGGCCAGCUGGAGCUUCGGGACGGUGAGAUGGGAGUCUAGGUAGUCUGAGUAUGUAGCUUCCUCUCUGAGUGACCCCAGGUGUUCUCAGGAAACGCUGAGAAAGCCCUGGUCUUCUGUACACCAUAGUCUCCGGGAUCCUUUCCAUGUACCUGAGAAAGGGAAGGUCAAGACUGAGCUGAGUAGUCUGACCUGCCGCCUGGCUUUCCAUGGUGAACUGAGGUUUCACAGUCGAAGGUGCUGCCGGGAAUCCUUCUGCAGCUUUUGGCCCUUCCAGGCUUUGAGAGCAGAGUAACUCAGGGCCUCCAACAGGAACUGUGGGGGUCGUCAUCGAGCUCCCUGACACCAGCGCUAAGGUCUGCAAGCAUUCUUAAGGGAUGGCCAUGUGUGCUAGAAAAAUUCUUCAGAGGCACAGCCAGAUGUCGAGAUUACAGCAUGUCCGGGAGCUGCCGUGGUGAGAGCCGUGGAAGGCGAUUGUUUGUGUGCUGUGAGAAUGCGCUUAGCUGGCCCGAGGUUGCCGACGCUUUUGCUGCAGCGGUAACAACAAGUCCUGAGAUACACAGAUGGCUGUCCUUUGUACAGCCCUGGAAGUCCUUCCUUGAGGAGGACUGUCUGGGCAUGGUGUGGUAGUUGGUGAGGCUUCUUGACUGAGAGGAAGAUGGAAACUGUAGGGAGGUUAGUAAGGCAGAGUAGGUAAUUCUCCAAGUCACCCCCAUCAGUAAAAAAUGCGCUGGAAUAGAGAGAGAGAGAGAGAGGUGUUUGACAGAAGAGUGCUUAUAUUUGGGACCCUGAAGAGAGAGGUGCACAUUUGGGGUAUCUUUUUUUUUUUUUUAAUUUUCAGAGAGGAAAAAAAAAAACUGAGUAAGGCAAAAAGGAGGUGAGUGUGUCUCUUUGUCCUAAGAGUCUGUGGUCUCCAGAGAGGGCAGAGUCAGAUGUUCUGGAAGGUGUAAAACUGAGACCCUGUAGGAUGGCAGCCGUGAAGCAGCCCGGGCAAGUCCUCCGUAGUUACUGGGCCCACUGCCCCUCCUGGUUGGGUGUCCUGGCUUUGGAAGCAACAGCCACAGUGCUCACAGAUGGACGCAGUAGCUGAGCCCCAUCAAUUGCUAUUGAUUGAAUUUCUAAGUUGAUAAUUUAAGCUUGGAAUGAUACAGAGCACCUCUUAAAGACAGCAGGCACUAUUAUCUGUCGGUGUGAGGCCCUGGCUUUAAUUUUUUUCUCCUCCUAGUUUGCAUGUUUUCCGUCUCUGGUCUUUUAAACUGCUGGCACCAGCAGUAAUAAAUACUGAUAAAAUCAAAAUUGAUUUUUACCAGUGGACAGUUUAUGCCUAGAGAGACGGCUUAUACCUACAUAACACAGAAAGGGGGAUGAAGGGCCUCCAGUGAGCCGUGAAAACCUAACUGCUCUCAAACAAAUCUGAGGAGCAGCACUGCCGUGUGAAGAUAGCCGUGUCCCAGCCUGCAGGCUGUGUUGAGUCAGACGGAGCCGCAUGCAGUGAGAACUCACAGCUAAAGAGCCCUUCGGAUUCAUUUGAAAACAAGCCCUGUAUGUGCACGUGUGUGCUUGUGUGUCACAUAUGCGCCGUGUGUAGUAGUAGCUUGACAGUUCCCAAAUGGUGCCUGUAUUUAUUUCUAUUUUUAUUUUUUUUUUUUGCACACAAAUCUUCGUGUUUUCAAACUCGGAGUCCAUGCCAAAAUGUGGCAUCACUUGUCCUUUUCAGUUCCUCCAAAUCACUGGCCCAAGUGCAGAUUUCUGGUUAUGGUUUGCAAAGUCCUUGUGGUAAGGGAGAGACAGGGGCACCGAGAGUCAGUUCUGUGACUUAGGUCAUUCUGUAUGCUCCCCAGACCUUCUCCAGUGUGGAUGACAGUGUUCCCUUUGCUCGCAGGGAUGGCCAUGGCUCCUUUGGAGUCUGUCUACUAUGAUGGAGGGACUGAGUAAAACUUUGUGAAUAACCGGAAGGUACCAGACUCAUCCUAAUUACACCUGGCCAUGUUUGCUGUUACUGAGAAAGAACGCUUUUCAAAGCCAAGCAGAAAUGCAAUUGUGUUUAAAAGUCCCCUGCAGAGCGUAGAUGGAUGGGUGCGUUUGCGGCCCUGCCGUCUCUCUGGGAACAACGCAAAGGGCAGCUCUGAGGUCGUGGCCCACCGGCUCCCUCAGGGUUCCCUGGCCUGAUUGGAUGUGGAGAAGGCCUUUUCCCUCCCAGACAGAGCUACUGUGUGUGAUAGGAGCCUUUGUCAACGCCAUCCAGGCUGCAGCGGAGCACCUCCACACAACCUCACGCUAGGCUCUGCCCUGUACACAGGGCUGCAAGAGCUCCUGUGCGUUGAGCUGGACAGCCUUUUCAUUUUGAGCUGAAUGAACCCCAGCCUGCAUGUGCACGCAAGACACUGCUUGCUCGAGAUCUGGGGAUCGGUGGAGGGAAGGAGCGAGGUGGAGGAAGAUAUCUGCUGUCAGGCACCUCAGCUGCCGUGACCUAGCUGGUAUUUCCAGGCUGAGUAGGGCGAGCCAGGGCUCUGGCGUGGCCUGAACACAUCCCAUGUGAUGAAUACAUGUAUGUGCCUGGGGAAUGAACGGGGAGCUUUAGAAAGAAAAUUACCACUGUGUCUCAGUGAGGUAAGGUUGCUUUACCUGGAGGCGCCUUAUAACUUGUAAAUUAAAUGUGAAUGAGAGAAGUUCAUUAAAAUUGGCAUUAUAGAAGUGGCCUAUUGAGGUUUGAAAGCAGCUGAGCUUGUAUCGGGGCUCUCUCUGAACCUAUGGAGAAAUACAUAAGCAAGUGACAGUCGACUGUCACAGGAACACCGGGUGCAGGUAGCUGUAAAUGCAUUCCUGCCCGGCUCCCAGCCCUCCGACGGUCACCGCAUGCUCAGCAUCUGAGGAUUUACUAUUUGGGGUACAUGAGGGAGCCAGACCCCUAAGGAAGCGGAUGACAGCCAUUUCCACAGCUGUGCCUGUAGUCUUCACGCCCGUUCAUUUAUUCCCUUUACAGUUAUAUGAAAACUUCAAAGGCACAGCACACCACAAACACCUCUGUGUUAGAGUUAAGAGAGAUCUGGGGAAGGUGGAGGAAAGGGGGUUUUGACGAAUGUAAUAAUUACCUUAGAUUUUUUUCCUUAAUGGGAUUAAUUUAUUAGAAUAUGUGUGCACCCGCUCUUGAGAAGAGGAAGGAAAACUAGCAACAAAAACACAGCCAUUAUCCAACUUGCCACAGAUAUUUGCAGUUAUGAUACCUUGGAAUGUUGCCACAGUGUGGAUUACACUGAUGAAAAGAUGUCACUGGGAAGAAGCACAGCUGUGGGGUACAAGUGCUGCUGCCGUAUAAAUGCUGAUGUUUAUUUUGAACCAGGAAGCAUUGAUCCCGUAACAAUGCCCUAUUACAGUUGCUGUAUUGCAGCGAGGGCCUGAUGCGGGUUUAAUCAUCUCGCUAAUGGAUGUGGGUGUAGGAUGGAUGCUCUGCCCUGCAUUCCCGCCUGCAUCCUGAUGAGCCUCGGGAGCUGGCAGGGCCAUUGCACGGUGGAGCUGCAGCCACAGUCCCGUUUCUCUGAUGCUCACAAGCCACGUCUGGCCGAAAUAAAGCAGAUUACACGUUACUUUCUGUCUCCCUUCAGAAAACACCAACUAUGGGAGACAAAGCAGCUCUUUUUAACACAAUCUCAUUAAGCCUCCUUGCUAACAAGAAUGCAGAGCUUACAUGCCUUACGAAGAUGAUGAAUUAGCACACACGUUCCACACAUCGACUCACCAGUUCCCCUUUAACACAAUAAGGCCUCCAUCUUUUUUAUGGACGGGCCGCCUGUGUUCCUAUCUCUCUGCUUUUUAGAGGUAAACUAAAUUCAGCUGCUAGCCCUUCAGUGCAGCAUUUAUAUAAAAAAAAAAAAAGAAAGAAAGAAAAAAGAAAAAAAAGAAAAGCCUUUUCUCAUUUGAGUCUUUUACAUGGCUCCAAAGGUCAGAUUUUUUUUUUUUUGUCUGUGAUGUGUAGAAAAGUGUCUUCUGUCCAGGAUCCAUGUAGCAGUUGUUUCUAAAACGCAUUCUCUAUUUUCCACACCGGAUGAGGUGCUGUGAAGGUAAUCUGCAGCAGUCAUCUGGUGUGUGCCGUCACUGGUAAGCGGCCUGAGUGUGGUUAUCUGCGCACUUACGUAGAAAAAUGCAAAAUGCAAUGGGCCUCGUUUUUGUGGCUGGCGUUUCUUUUGUUGUUGUUCUGUUUUAUUUUUUAAAUAAAAUAUAUGAACUGCUGGCAUUUGGAACUUCCUAUAACAAACACGAGACAGUGUUCCCAUCACCGCCCCUCCCCAUCUGAAAAACAGUCUCAACAAUGCAUGCCGUUCCCAUCCGGCCUCCCAUCCUUUCUCAUCUCAAAGAUCUCUGCAGCCUGUGAUUGUGUGUGUUCAUUCCGACCUCAGUGUACGUCAACAUUUUAGGGACUGAGUAUUUCACGAGAUGUUUUAGAAUGCUGCUGUUUUCAUCAUCUCUCCUUUAUGCAUUUAAGCUGUAUUUCCUGUUCUGAUGUGGAACUCAUUUACAGAAUCGGAGCAGGAAAGGACUUCAUCGUCAUGCACUUUGGUUAUCUGAUGUGUGAUAAAUCCAUGGUUUUAUGGCUGACUUUACGUUUCCCAGAGGGAAGGAAACGUAUUUCUGCGGUGUCCAGACUGAAAGAGCCAUUCACGGCGAGUCCUCACGUGUUCCGUGUCGGUCUGAUGAAACCUGCCCUGCCGGGGUAUAAACUUUCAUAUGAGCUGUCUCCAUAUAAUGUUCAAUAAAUUCUGUGCUCUGAAUAUA